UUAUAAUUGACAUUCUUAAAAAUUCCUUUUAGACCACGGGAUAACUCUCUAUCAAACGGUAUUGAAAAAUAUUUAGACGUUUCUCUGUUUAAAAAAAUAAUCAGUUUCAGUUUCCUAAUAUCGGAUAUCCGAUAUUAGGAACCAAUUGUCCAGUGAUGCAUUUGUCGGACGUCAUUCGGAAAAUAUCUGCGCCACUUUCUUUAUUCUGUUAUUAGGCAAAGAUAAACUGUUUCUCGGUGAUGUCCGAACUUUUAUUUUUACGCAAGCAGGAGUUAAGACCUCAUACUGAGGAUUUUGUUUUUUUCUAGAUGAACGGACAACAAAACCAAAUAAAACUUAAAAAGCGUAAAAGCUGGAAUGCAAAAGCUAUGGAGCUGGCUGUAAAUGCAGUAAAAAGUAAGGAAAUGGGGUAUUUAAAAGCGUCAAAAGCCUACUUGUUGAUUACGUUAAAUCGGACAAAGCAGAAGACAUAUUAACGUCGCCUGCGUUAUCUGAUGAAUUGGAAAAUCUAUUAGUUACGUAUUGUUUGGAUAUGGAGAAACGGUUUUAUGGUCUAACAGCAUCGGACAUUAGAAGAUGAAAAAGAUAGAGAUAUCAUCAGUGGACAACGAGGUUGUAGUGUCAGAAUACACUUACACAGACGAUGAACAACAGGAUCUAAAUCAAAACUACAAAAAAUGUUUGGCACUUAAAUAGUCUAGAGAAUCUAAAGGUAUUACAAAUAAUAAUUUAUUAUUAUCUGUGUACAAUAUUUUAAUUUUUAGAAAACAUUGCAAAUAUCGAGAACGUAGAGCCAGAAUCGUCAAAUAGUUCCCGAGAAGAAGCGCCAUAUUCGUUAGAUGAUUCAAUUCGAGAUCCUAAUUAUUCUGAUGAUUCAUCUUCAAAUUCUUCCAGAGGCUGAGUCACUUAUGGCACAUGUAACAAUACUAAAUAGAAAAAGAAAAGCGGAGCCAUCAACGUGGAAAAAAAAUUGUGCAAAUCGGUUAAGAAAUAGCGGAAAAUCUUAUAAAACUUUGGCAAAAGAAAAAGAAAUACCGGAAAGGAAAAUACAACCCGCCUGCAAUGAGAAGUGUAAACAAAACUGCAGUAGUAAGUUUACUGAAGAAGAAAGGCUAAAGAUAUUUAAAAAUUAUUGGGACAUCAGAUAUCGUAAAGCAACGCACGUACCUAUUGACUCUCAUGCAAGAGUUUAAUCCUAAAUAUAGGUAUCAGUUAUCGACCUACAAUUUUACUGUGUGCGAUAUAACACCGAAGGGGCAGGGUGCUGUCUACUGCUACCUGUGGCAUGAGGCUGAGGGAAAAAGAGGCGCAGUUGAGAUUGGUACGCGUGUAUUAAACUAUUUGAAAGAAAAAUCGGAAACUUCGGACAGUGAUGACCUAGAAAUAAGGUUUUAUUCCGAUAACUGCGCUGGCCAGCAGAAGAAUAAAUUUAUUAAUGCUGUCGCCAAUUACAAAAUAAAGUCUAUAACUCACAAAUAUCUAGUCACGGGGCAUACUCAAAAUAAGGGUGACAAUUUUCACUCUUUAAUAGAGAAGAACAUUAAACAAGCUUUAAAGUCUGGACCUAUUAGUACACCGUCACAAUACGUUCAAUAAUAUGGUCAAUAUUUAUAAUCUGAGUUUGCUCAUAAAUUGUUACUUUUGAGGUGUACCAUUGUUGUCGACGGUGAGCGAAUAUGUAUUAUAUGUAUUAUUAUGUAUUAUUAUGUAUUAUAUGUAUUUUUUAGUAUUGAAAAUACUUCUGGCCGUGUUUAUAUGGGACCCAUCUUUGAAAAAACGACAUGCUCGAUGCCACACGAGUUCAAUAACCUGCCUAGUCAACUUGUCAACACGUAAGUCGAUAGUUUAGCCGGCGUUGAUCAUCGAAGGACGUUUGAAGGCCGAAAUGAGGUCUUAUUAACACCACCCCCCACCCAUCAUUUUUAAAAUGAACCCAGACGCAAACCAACGUCAACCACCCCCCGCCCGCGUAUACCGUGGACGCCCCGAGAAUCAGCGUGACCCUAACGCUGUUAGGAUCAACCCCCGCGAAUCUCAGGAAACCAACCCACCCCCCCCCCCCCGUGGCAACCCCCAACGCCGCGGCCCACCUGCUGGAGGUUUGAACAAACCAACCCUAGCAGCCAGAAACGAUGCAGCAAAACCCCAGGCUACUUCUGCAAAUCCUGCUGAAGGGUCUGUGUUUGCAUCUCAGAUCAGUGUGCGCGAAACUGUCCAACGACAGACGUUCACACCAUCUGCCCCUGCUCUCAUUGAAAUCAGCCGACAAACAUACGCUGAACUCCUCACAGACGAUGCUCAACUAGCUAAAGUGUUGCUACCUGAGUACUUUGAUUACUACUCUACCGCAAUGCUAUGGCUUAGAAUUGUCCAUCUAAAACAGAGGAACUCCCAGCCGCUGACACAGAAGGAACAAGACCUUCUCAACCUGACGCAAGUCACAAGCUUUUGCGUGCCAGAACCACUGGUAUUGCAAUUGAAACAAAUCGGCAACAUCACAACAAUGACGAAGCAGCACCUCUACCCGGAAUUCCCACCAUUUCCGACCGCCCAAGUAGCAAACCAUGGAGGGUACUACGGUACUCUACAGCUACCCGCCCCUGGUGUAAACAACGACUUACACAACCUUUACGAAGAGAUACCAUGUCUCGGAGUAAUGGCAGAAGCCGUCCGCCAGGCCAUCUCAGACGCACCAGCAGGCCCAUACCAGUCGGCACUGAACAUCAAUGCUGAUAACCCAGUCAAUGGUAACUUGCUCGGAUACAAGCCUCUGACCAACAGAAAACCAGAAGCAAAGAAUCUGGCUCUGUCCCAAUCCAUCACCCCCAACGCCUUCCCUGACCACCCAGAAGAUACAGGUUUUAACCUGGCUCUUCUUCAGGGCAUUUCAAGUAGUUUAGCAGCUACUUCCACCUUCAAGAACACUGAUUUAGUGUUCUCGACCCUGAGCGAGGUAGGUGCUCAGUCACAAACUGUCAUCCCCCGACCAAUCGUUCAGGAAAACAGGCCCAACAUACAAGGCGAGACCCGCCCCACCAGCCUGUCCCAAGAGCAGCCCUCACACUACGGCUCAGCCGUCUUCUUCGACUCCCAACUCAUGAAGGAAGCCGGAGCUGGAGGUAAUAACCUUACCUGGUGUUGCGUCAACUUGUUCUAGUUUAAUUCUUAUUGUGCAAAUAUUAUGUUUAUAAAAAUAUA
Sitophilus oryzae (rice weevil) is the source of this 3198-nucleotide messenger RNA. RefSeq lists its product as uncharacterized. The record is from RefSeq and is a predicted model, not a curated record. The transcript is spliced from 2 exons. NCBI's taxonomy places the organism in Eukaryota, Metazoa, Arthropoda, Insecta, Coleoptera, Curculionidae. Bases 1928 to 3157 code for a protein of 409 amino acids.